AUGAACAACCAACAACAAGGAGGCCGACCGCCGAGUUACUCAAUGAACAACCGCCCAACUAGCCCGGCAGUAGGGCAGCGCGGUCAUCCUCCGCCGCUCACCACAAACCUCCCAUACAACCCGUCCAGUGUUCCUAUGAACGGCCCACCAGGCUAUGGCAUGCAUCCCAUGGCUCCCAGCAUAGCCCCUAUGUCGAAUAACCAGUACCCCGGGCGCAACCCUGCGGUCGAGAUCGAGGGUGCCGGGCGCAACAACAAGGCUCAGUUGAUUGUCGGUAUUGACUUCGGCACGACCUUCUCUGGUGUCGCAUACGCGUUCGCGACAAACAACGAGGCAAGAGAGGACAUUAUCACAGAAUGGCCGGGUGCCGGAACCCACACCAAACAAAAAAUCCCUACCGUGCUCUACUAUGACCAAUUCCAAAAGGUGGUAGGAUGGGGCCCCGACAUCGCCGAUGCUCUCGCCCCCACCGGAUACCCCAAACCCAACGUGCAGAAGGUCGAGUGGUUUAAGCUCCAGCUGAUGCUUUCCGGAAAUACCUACAUUGACCCCAUCAACCUGCCUCCCCUUCCUACCGGAAAGUCCGAAAUCGACGUGGCUGCCGAUUACCUUUUCAAGCUACGACAAGCCAUGCGCGCUCAGUUGCAAAAGACACUGGGAGAGGUGUUCACGCGCGAGGAGCGCAACAUCCGAUAUUACCUGACGGUACCAGCUAUUUGGAACGAUGCCGGCAAGGCUGCAACGCGAACCGCUGCUAUCCAGGCUGGCUUUUUGCGCGACGAGAACGAUAACCGUCUCACGCUAGUCUCGGAGCCCGAAGCGGCGGCAUUGUUCUGUGCCAAGAGCGGACUGCUUAAUUUGAAGGUGGGCGAUGCCAUCUUGAUCGUGGAUUGCGGUGGUGGUACCGUGGAUUUGAUUGCAUACGAGGUCGAGGAAGAGCAGCCUUUCAGUGUGAUGGAAUGUACCGCCGGCUCUGGUGACUCGUGCGGCUCCACGGCACUGAACCGGAAUUUCAGCAACAUCUUGCGGGCAAAGAUUCGGAAGAUGAAGCUGCCAGAUGCAUCGCGGACCGCGGGCAAGGUCUACGCGAAAUGCAUCAUGGACUUCGAGAAUCGUAUCAAGGCAGAUUUCCGUAACAAUGGACAGACAUGGGCAGUGGAUGUGGGUAUUGAGGCUGAUUUCCCCGAAGCUGGUAUUGUGGAAGGCUAUAUGACCUUCACAAACGAGGAGAUCCUUCAGUGCUUCGAGCCUGUCGUGAACCGUAUCCUCGAAUUGGUUCGCAAUCAGAUUAUCGCUAUCCAGGCACAAAAUCGCCCGAUUCAGAAUGUUUUGGUCGUCGGUGGAUUCGGUGCUUCAGAAUAUCUUUUCCAGCAGAUCAAACUCCACGUGCCACCUCAGUACCAGACCAAGGUGGUCCGUCCUAUGGACUCUGUGGCUGCGAUCGUCAAGGGUGCAGUUACAGCAGGUAUUACUGAACGUGUUAUCACCCAUCGCGUGGCCCGUCGACACUACCUGAUGGCCACACUCCAGCCAUUCAAGGAGGGAUAUCACCCGGAACAGUACCGUGUGCCCAGUUUGGAUGGACGCGAUCGAUGCAAGUACACCCGUCAGAUCUUCGUCCAGAAGGGGGAACGUGUCAGAAUUGGCGAGCCGGUCAAGGUCAGCUUCUUCCGUCAGGUCGCACCUGGCGCCACACUCAUGUACGAGGAUGUUUUAUACGCGUGUGAUGAGGAUGUAUGCCCCGAAUACACCAAGGAUCCACGCAUCAAGGAAGUCGUCACACUCACAUCCGAUCUAUCACGCAAGAACCUAGAGACCGACUUUGAGCGCAUGGACACACCCCAGGGCGUCUUCUACCGUGUCUACUUCGAUAUUUAUCUCACGCUAGACGGCAGCGAAUUCAGCGCCGAACUAGUCUGCCAGAACGAGAUCAUGGGCCGCUGCCGUGCCAAGUUCCGGUGA
Molecule: messenger RNA, 1962 nt
Organism: Penicillium paradoxum
Lineage: Eukaryota; Fungi; Ascomycota; Eurotiomycetes; Eurotiales; Aspergillaceae
Product: Hsp70 family protein
Exons: 4
Coding region: 1-1962 (653 amino acids)
Molecular function (GO): ATP binding; ATP-dependent protein folding chaperone
Source: RefSeq, a predicted model, not a curated record